AGCUUGUUCCAGCUGAUUAGUUUGUUUUGGUCAAAAAUAGCGUUCCAAAAUGAACAAAUUUCGCAAUUGCAUUGGCAAGCAUUGAAAUAGAGGAACAUUUGCGAAUGAAAAUGGGCAUUUGUCGUCUUUGCUUACGAAAUUCGUCGGAAAUGUCGCCGUUGUUCGAGACAUUCAUUGGAGAACAACUGUUGAUCGAAAUAAUCACUUCAAUCCUCGGAGUAGAGCUCGACAACAGCAUGGUUUUUCCGCGUCAAAUUUGCCAGGAUUGCCUCAAAAAUGUCAAUCUUCUGCACGACUUUUACAAAAAACUGAUUGAAACUCAAUCAUCGCUCAGUAAGUGGAGAAUGAAGAAUGAGGCGAUAGUUGAUCGGAAAAAUACUUAUGAAAAUGAUGAUGGCAAUAAUCAGAUCGCGUUCGCUGAAACGAAUCCAACUGAUGAGGACGAAAACAGUUGUAUGGUAACUAUAAACCGUAACGUACUUUCCGAGUCCAUUCAGGAGCGAGUAGAACAAUAUCCCAUUGACAUUAAAAUUGAACCAUCAGAUGAUGAUGAGAAGGGUCACAGCUGUAAGGAAGGAAAUGUAAAGUUAAGUCUUCGAAAGAAAAAACAAUCAAAUCUGCUCAAAUGUUUCAUCUGUGGGCCUAUUUUCGAAUGUGACGACAAGUUCAAUGUUCAUCUCCUGAAACACAAAGAGAUGCUACCGUAUGAAUGUUCUCACUGCACCACGGCGACACAUCCGAUAAUGCUUUCCAAUGUGAAUGCCCUCAACAAACAUUUCGAAUCGCAUUCGUUCAAAUACGUCUGCCCAGAGUGCCCGCUACGAUAUCGGUGGAGAAGUUCGCGCGACUAUCACGCGAAGAACUUUCACGAUAAGUCAACAGUCGCCACAAAUGUACGAAACAAUACAAAUGCGUAAUCUGCCAGAAGCUGUUCAACUCUCAGCUCAGCCUCCAGAGGCAUGAGCUAACACACAGGAUCAAGAAAGGCCGGUUUAUGUGUGACCGGUGUGAAAAAACUUACGACACUCUAGCCUUUUGCCUAAAACACGUAGCGAAAUGUGGAAGCAAUGUAAUUGAGCUGACUGCUUAGCUUGUGUUGGCAAUACAUUAUAUUUUGUAUAAUAAGAUGAUUAGGUUUACGAGUAACAUCAUUAUAUCAUUUGUUCGCUAUGCUAGAGAUUUGGUAAAUAGUGGUUAUUGGUGUACUUCUUUUUGGUAUGUGAUAAUAUUACGUCUUACUGGCUUAUUUUUCUAUUCUGCGAAUACAGUAAUCGUUCGCAAACUGGUCUGCUUUUUAACUCGGCGAACGUUAACACUCCUAUACUCGCGCAUUGGUCUGUCAGACCGAGAAAUCAAUAAUUCGUUCAUUUCUCAGAACAUAUCAACACUACGACUUUGCGAUUCUCUCUAGCUUCGUUAUUCGUCGUUCGUCAUUGUUGCGACGGUUACGAGCACAUACGUUAGACCCCUCGUUGCCACAGUUGACCCCAACGAUACCGUUGCUGGCGAGAUAGAUAGGAUCUGAUCGGCCAUCAUUCAUAAACCAAAUUGAACACAAGGUACACCAGUUUCCAGUUUCUAUUAUAUUUAUGCACAAUUGUUGAAGUUUAUAGUUUC
Toxorhynchites rutilus septentrionalis is the source of this 1617-nucleotide messenger RNA. Its product is annotated as zinc finger protein 555-like. The record is from RefSeq and is a predicted model, not a curated record. NCBI's taxonomy places the organism in Eukaryota, Metazoa, Arthropoda, Insecta, Diptera, Culicidae. The transcript has 3 exons. Gene Ontology annotation, biological process: regulation of transcription by RNA polymerase II. Gene Ontology annotation, molecular function: RNA polymerase II transcription regulatory region sequence-specific DNA binding; DNA-binding transcription factor activity, RNA polymerase II-specific; zinc ion binding. Bases 105 to 917 code for a protein of 270 amino acids. Gene Ontology annotation, cellular component: nucleus.